GCCGGAUGCAGAACAUCCUCGAGCAGAACUUAGACAUGGCCACGGCUCUGCUGGCGGGGGAGAAGCUGAAGGAGUUGAUUCUGCCUGGCUCUUCCCAGGAUGAGAAGGGAGGCAUGCUGGCCGGCCUCAUGGUCCAGCUCAAACUAGAGCUACCAUUUGACCGCGUCGUCACCAUCGGCACCGUCAUUAUCCCCAUCCUGCUUGUCACCCUCGUCUUCACAAGGAACUUUGCAGGUCAGUGGGUCGGCCAGACGGCAGAUCUGGGUUCAAAUACUAUUUGAAAUAAUUUGAAAUACUAUGCUUGAUUGACCUUGUCUGGGGUAAUUGAACCAGUAGAAUAGUUGCAAACCUGCAAACCCCACCCAUUUGGCACAGCAGGCAGACCAGAGCAAACGCUAAUAGUAUUUAAAAGAUUUAGAAUAGUUUUUGAACCCAGGUCUGGCAGAGUGCCAGUAGAGGGGACUGUGACAGUGCCGUGCUGUUGCUGUAAACACCAAGCACACACAGCAGGCUGGGAAGGGAACUUUCUGUCCUAAUGUGUUGUUGUUGUCUCAUCACUUAACACUGAACCAGAACACAGCACAGAUACUGAAGUAGUCAGCUGUAGUAGCUUUAUGUUAUUUAUAAUAUGACAUUGGUAUAUUGAAAAAACAACAACAAAGGUUGCUCUCACAGACAAAGCCCCAACAACAUUGGCAUUCAGAAUGUCUAACAUAGCAGGAUGUUAUGGUGCUCUAUGUUAAUUUUUAGAGAGAUCUGGGGAGUUGAGGGUUAAGUAUGCAGUGUAUUUGGUGUUUGAUGUGAGAAAGAUCAGUGCAGACAUUAGGCUGGGCCACUCUGGUGAAAGGAGAGGGAGAGGAGAGGAAGGUGGGGGGGGGUGGGGGUAGCUCAAUGCUGAGUCAGGCUGUCUGCAUAGCAACACCAACCAGCUGUGAUUGAGCAUUUCACUUAGCGCUGGGCGGGCAGGACCAUCCGGGAUAGGAUGGGAUUGGAGGGUGGGAGCCCAUUUCUGCAUUUUCUGCACUGCUCCUCCCCAAAACUCAAAAACAUGGGUUACCCAUGUGACUCAUUAGAUUAAACCUCUGAAGUGCCAUGGCAGCAACCGAUGACAGCAGUGCAAUGUGCACUAUCUUACAUUUAAGUACAAUGGAAUUCUUAUUGUAUUGAUGUCCUUGGUUAGUGCCCUCAAAUUGUACACAUUCUGGUGGAUUGAACUCUCCUAAAAUAAGUAGAAGAACAAUAAAGAACAAUAAAAUAAACUUUCUCAAGCCUCAAAAACAGCCUUUUCCCAGACACAGUACCCGUCCCCCAGCCACCUGACUCAGCGCUCUGCAGUCAGUGUGCAAUGUUCUCAUGCUCGGUCCAACACCUCAGGGACAGAUCUGCCCCUGAACCAUCCAGACCUUGGCAGUCGACAGCCAAAUGGCCUUGCUGCUACCGUGCUCAGCAUAACAGGGAAAGAGUGGAUGGAAUACAAGUGUCGCUUGAAGUGCCUCCUCCUCAUUCUCCUCUGCAUUCGGUUUUAUACCAUGAAUCAGCACUAUCGGUAUCAGAUGAACAAGGUAGUCCUUGUCUAGAGAUGAAUGAAACCUAAGAGCUCUUCAGACAUAUGGAUGAAAUGGAUCAAUGGUAUUUUCCCCCACAUAGGAAACAUCUAUAGAAUGAACAUUAUUAUUAUAAGGACUGACUGUAAAAAGUUUGACAGUUCAAUUUAACUAAUCUUUAUUCAUUUCAUUCACUUACUAUAAAGAGAUUACAAACGUACAUAACCAUCAGUCAUGUUGUAUUGUCUCAUUAUGACGACUAAUUCUCUCCAUAUUUUCCCUCUCAGAGGAGUCGAUCUACUGCUACACGCCUCACAACUUCACCCGUGACCAGGCCCUGUACGCGCGAGGCUACUGCUGGACAGAGCUGCAUGACGCCGUGCCCGGGGUGGAGCCUGAACUUCGACCUUCGCUGUUCGAGCACAAGUUCCUGCCCUACGCCCUGCUGGCCUUUGCUGGCAUCAUGUACAUCCCUGCUCUGGGCUGGGAGUUCAUGGCCUCCACAAGACUUACCUCCGAGCUCAACUUUCUGCUUCACGAGAUCGACAACUGCUACCACCGGGCGGCCGAGGGCCGGGCCCCUAAAAUUGAGAAGCAGAUCCAGUCCAAAGGACCGGGUAUCACUGAGAAAGAGAGACGCGAGAUCAUCGAGAACGCGGAGAAAGAGAAGAGCCCCGAGCAGAACCUGUUUGAGAAGUACCUGGAGAGACGAGGCCAGAGCAACUUCCUGGCCAAGCUGUACCUGGGGCGCCACCUGGCCAUCAUCUGCCUCAGCUCCAUCCCCAUCUCCUACUUGAGCGCCUACUGGCACCGCCAGCGCCAGAACGAGUUCAGCUGUGCCCUGGGGGAGCCUCCAGACUCCAGCAGCAUCCCAGAGCUGAGGCUCAGCGUCAACUGCAAACUGCCGGCCGUGCAGCUGCAGCGCAUCAUGGCCGCCGUGGACAUCGCCCUGCUGAGCACCAUGAACCUCGUCAUCCUGGUCAACCUGUUGCACCUGUUUGUGGUGCGCAAGUCCAACUUUGUGUUCGACAAACUGCACAAGGUGGGCAUCAAGACGCGGAGGCGCUGGCAGAAGUCCCAGUUCUGCGACAUCAACAUUCUGGCCAUGUUCUGUAACGAGAACCGUGACCACAUCAAGUCACUCAACCGCCUGGACUUCAUCACCAACGAGAGCGACCUCAUGUAUGACAACGUGGUGAGGCAGCUGCUGGCCGCCCUGGCCCAGUCUAACCAAGAUGUCACGCCCACUGUGAGGGACUCAGGCAUUCAGACCCUAGACCCCAAUAUGGACCCCUCUCUCCUGGGGGUAGGGGAGCUGGGAGGGGAGCCGCUGGUCAUCAAACGACCACGCAAGAAGAUGAAGUGGAUCCCCAGCUCCAACCCUCUUCCCCAGCCCUUUAAGGUAGGACCCCAUACACUAGGCCUAAAUGUUGCCUGUCAAAGGUCUGCAUAUUUUGGCCACUUAUAAUGGGCUGGAAAUGACAUAUGUUUGUCUAAAGGUAAAUUACACCUAGUAAGUCUAUUUAUGUUAUGACUAAUUACCACCACAUGAAAAAAAUGAGAUUCCAGAUUUUAGACCCAAAUUAUCUUGAUUCAUCUUGUCACUUGCUCGGCCUCAAGACACCUGUGGAUUUCCUUCAGGUUAAUACCUGAGGAUAAUCAUGUAAAUUAAUAUAAGCAGUAAAAUAGUCUUCACCCACUGUGCUGAAAAACCAAAGCACCACUUACUGUACAGUGGGUUGUACUCAGUGGACAAGAGCAAUAUCAGCAAUAUUCAUAUCAGCGUUUAUUGAGAAGACUUGACAUGGGCCUUUUCUGAUUGAAAGGCCCAUAGAGAAAUGAGGCUCUCAGCAAGAGAUAGCACAGAGUUUAUUCAAUUUAUUCAAUCUCUAAAGGCAGAGGACCUAUUUCAAUCAUAUCUAACAAUGUUAUAUCCGUUAAAGGGAUCGUUCACUUUUUAAGUUUGAGCUUUUUUGCACAUUAAUUAGGGUGAUGUCGUUUCAUCCAAACCGUUUUUAAAUUUGUUAAAACCCGAGGUAACCCUUACUAAGUUGGAAAAACCUUAGGUAAAGAAAACUUCAAAAAAGUGAACUAUCCCUUUAAUAAUCUAAUUCUACUAACUGUCCAUGUCCAUUGUGAAGGAACCUCUGACAAUGACGCGUUUGGAGAACAGCAUUAAGCCUGAGAAGCCCAAACCGGUGAGGAGGAAAACAGUGGCAGAGAACUACGUCGCUCCUUUAAGCAAGAGCACACAGUACUCUGCUAAAGGUACUGUACUGAGAGCAGUGACAUUACUGUAGAAAAUUAGGGUAAUGGAAGGUAACGUUUAUGGUUACUCAGAAUUUUGCUAAAAUACUAUAUUUUGGAUAUUUGACUAAAACUGCUUUUACCUCUGGUUUUGCAUAGAAAGGUGCUUCUGGAAUGUCACAUGCUAUACAUAAAGUUGUGCAACGUGUGCACUAUUCGGUCCUGCUGUUGUGUUCUAUCUCCGCUGACCAUAUCUGUUGAAUGCCGACUGCAGAUAUGAGCACAAUGGAGAAAAAGCAUAGUCGCAACUUUUCCCUGGAUGUCCACCCGUACAUGCUGACCAUCCGUAAGCCCACCAAAGUAGAGACAGUCAGCACAGAGCCUCUGCCACCAGACCACACCCUGGACGCGGUGUUCAUCGAGGGCACCCACACCAUCGUCCAUGUCUCCGCUUCUAUCACAGGUAAGAUUGCCAUGCCCAAUCUCAGGAGGGAUCUGUCACCAAGGCAACCAAACCAUAUUCUAUAUUUACUUAUGUGUCUGGAUAAAAGCGUCUGCUAAAUGACUAAAAUAUAAAUGUAAAUGUGUGUCACGAUCGUUUACGUACGAGACGGACCAAGGCGCAGCGUGAUAAGCGUACAUAUUUAUUUAACGUACUUAACACACGACAAAACAACAAACAAACGAUACGUGAAGUCCUAGGUAGACUAAAUAACAUACCUAUCCGGAACAAGAUCCCACCACUGACUGGUGCCAAAAGGCUGCCUAAGUAUGGUCCCCAAUCAGAGACAACGAGCUACAGCUGCCUCUGAUUGGGAACCACCCUGGCCAACAAAGAUCUAAACGAUCUAGAAACUAAACAUAGAAAUAAACACAACACGAAAUAUACACACCCUGGCUCAACAUUUAAGAGUCCCCAGAGCCAGGGCGUGACAAUGUGUCCCCUGAUUCUUGUUGACAUUUUAGAUCAAGGAGAAAAAUAUGAAAAAUAGCCCACUCUAACAGAAUGCUUAACUUAAUGCAAAUAAAUAAUAAUAAAUAAUAAUUGUGUGCAGAAUUUUCAUUGUUGGACAUAAAAGACCAGGAAAUCAGUGAUUUUAAUUAAAGAAAUCUGUUCCCAAGUAUUCCCACGCAUAAUAGAGACAAAAAUGAUCGUAUACAAAUGUAAGCAAGGUUUGAAAUGAUUAUGUUUUAGUCAAACAUUAUAUCUGAUUGGGCUUCUUGUGGUCAAUUUGCAGUCUACAAAUGUAAUUAUGUUCUGGCCCCCGACCAUCAGCUUACGAAAAAAUUGGGCCACGGCUGAAUCUAGUUGAUGAUCCCUGGGCUACUCUUAGAAAAAAGUGUUCCAAAAGGGUUCCUUGGCUGUCCCCCAUAGGAGAACCCUUUUAGGUUCCAGAUUGAAACCUUUUUUUUUUUUACCUGGAACCAAAAGGGUUCUUCAAAGGGUUCUCCUAUGGGGACAGCUGAAUAACCAUUUUAGGUUCUAGAUCACACCUUUUUUUUCUAAGAGUGUAGAAGUAGGCUAUAACUAGGGUCUAAAGUUUUUUCCGGGUUAGGUCAUGUGGUCUGGAAAAAGUCUGGGCCUGUGUACUGUUCUGUUUUCUCUCUCUCUCUCUCUUUAGAAAAGAAAGGUCGCACUCCAGAGUCCACCAACACAGUCUUCUCUACAAUGACCGUCCCCACCAGCACCUAUAUGAACGGUGCCACUCCCAGCCCCAACCCACCCUUCCUCGCUGACCGCCACCUUACAGAGCCCCUGAUCGAGCAAGAGGAGCCUGAAGAUGCCCAGCCUGCAGUUUUCACUCGGAUCCCUUCCCACCAGCUGCUCAGUAUGCACCAGCUACUCAGUAUGGAGGAAGAGGAGGCUAGAGGACAGGGGGGCAGACUAGCUGAGAGACCCGGGGGGGAACUGAUCUCUGCUGGGGAGUGC
Coregonus sp. 'balchen' is the source of this 5721-nucleotide messenger RNA. The record is from the annotation of a GenBank genome assembly. NCBI's taxonomy places the organism in Eukaryota, Metazoa, Chordata, Actinopteri, Salmoniformes, Salmonidae.